GUGGACAGAAAGUAAAUGAACUCAAUGGUUGUGGCUUUCUGGUUGUUGUGAGAGUUCUUCUUGGUCACACCAGUACAUGGGACCUUUUUUCUGACUACAACCAUGUCCCAGAGUUCCGAGAUGGCUCAAAGUCAGAAUCAGGAGAACACACCCCCCGAAAGCCUAGGUGUGGCGAGAAUUCUGCGGUCGAGUGGCGCACGGCUCUUCAAGAGUCAUUCCAAGAAAAAACAGCCUUUGCAGCAGCGCCAUAGUGUUGAUGAUGAGGGAGAGAGUACUGGACUUCACAAGCUCGUCAGGAGAUCAUCCAGCGCUUCCCAAAUUGCCUUGCGCUGCUUGAAGAAAGUCCGCAGCAGCCGGAGCCAACAACAGCUAUCGGACAAUCCCUCUCAACAUUCUGUCCGGUUCGAUUUAGCAAAAAACAAAAACCAUUGCUACGAGGAUGAGAACUACAUGUACAACAGUCGCCAACAACAAGCUCCAUACGGUUACGAACCUGGCUACAAGGCAGAUGAGAAGAAUGUAGGCAAAAAUGACGAUGCUUGUGGCUACUAUUACAGAGACGACGAAAUUGAUGAGGAAGGAAGCAGCUCGGAUACAGAAACCGUAGACUACUCGGCGAAACCGGGCACGGCCCGGACGAAUCCAGCUCAAUCAGAGGGCAAAGAGAACACGCAACAGGAUUGUGACGUGCAACGCAAACACGGUGAUUCUCCUUCUGCAUCUACGACUAGCCCAGAGUCAUUGCAAAGUCAUGAAUCGCCUCAGUACGCUGUCCUUGUUGAUGUGUCAACUGCACAAGGGCAAAGGCUCUGCUCGCAUGUGGAAGACCAAGAUUUGCACAACGCAUCGAUAACAACAGACGAAUAUUGUGAUUAUCGCCAAGGUCGAAUUCUCGCUGAGGUACAUCGCACCCAGGACCGCGAGCCGAAUCGGAACUGCUCACCAAUUCCAGAAGACUCUAGACAGCCGAUCGCUGAGAUCGAAAUGGAUAAACAGCUGGAUUCUAAACCUGCUUCAGCUUCUAAAAGUACUGCCGAUGAUCUACCAGAGGUUGUUGCUGUUCCGCCGACUGACUCCACUCCUGCCAAAUUGCAAAGCAAUUCGCCCGGCAAACGCAAGCCAUCCGCUGACCUAACAGAGGCAGAUGGAUCGGCCGCAAAACGUGUUUUUAUCAAAACAAAUGCUGGCCAGCGAUCAGAGGUCGACCACCGCAUUGAGCAUCUAAAAGCGGAGAUUCAGAAAGAGGAAGAAAUUGAGCGACAGGCCACACAGGCACUUGAACUCAGUCAGUCCAGGGGUCAGCGAGUCACUGACGAGGAGAUUGCAGCCGAAAAGCUACUGCUUCUCUCAGGUAUCAAGGUUGGCAAAUGCCAGUCAGAACUGAAGCAGCUGCAGCAGUCUGGGGAGGAGGGUGGUAUUCGACGCCAGGCCAGCGACUCAUCCAUCAUAUUCAGCCCGAUCCAAAGUCGUCCCUGCGUAGCCACUGUUCAUCUCAGUGACAUCUGCUUGCCGCUGCAUCUCGGCUUCCUGUCGUCGCUGGGCAGGGAAAGUGUCGGCGAGUUCUUCAUUGCUGCUCGCUGCGGCUCCGAGGUGGUGGCAUCAACCAAGGUGAAGUCCACACGCCACGCAGCCAGCCUGAGCAGUGGAAUUGUGUUUGACGACACUCUCACGUUGGAGCGUGUGCACUGCGACUCCCGUAUCGAAGUUGAAGUCUACUACUUCACAACAAGCUGCAAAUCCCGAGAUCAGGAACCCGGCACACCACUUUUAUCCACACCAACCAAACCCCGCCUCCUUCCAUCCGAUGGACAGCGUACCGUAUCAUCGUCUAAGCGUGGAACUCGUAGCUUGUGGCCGGAGUUUUCAAACAGUCCAUCAAGGUCUCCGGCUCCUGCACCUUCUCUACCGAAGAGCUCUCGUUUUCAGUUGGCUGCGUCCAGCAAUUUGUCACUGCCAGUGCUACAGAAGCAUACGCAGAUCAAGCUGCAAGAGUGGAGUGGCCAACACGUGGUGUUCGGUCAUGUCUUUGCUACUGUCACCGGCACAGCACAUUACGACGAGCAUCAGCAUACUGGAUUUUUAACGUGGAAAGAGGAGCUAGAAGGCAUUCCUAACUGGCGGCGUCUAUGGUGCGAGCAAGCCGGCGCGAGCAUCCGUGCUUGGCAAUAUCCGUCGGAUAAGGCCGUCAAGGAGCCUGUUCGGGUCAUUGACCUGCAUGAUUAUUCCAAGAGACAGUACUCCCUACGUGUUGACAUGGCUGAUCAUGAUGUCAGUGUGCGCAAGUACGCUAUCAUGCUGACCGCACUGCCACCACAUCAGAUUGGAAAGCGCCAGCCCGAGCCAGAAGUUGACACGUAUGUGUUCUCAGCCGACUCUAAGAUUGAAUGCUCCCAGUGGAUUGAUGCAUUGACUCGAUGUGUCGAUGAUCUCAGCACUUGGCAGCGCUUACCUCCCCGACAAGAGGACAACGUGGAACACGCUCUGUAAUAUCACGGAGCGUGUCUCGGCACCUUUCGGAUUAUUUUCGUUCUGCCCUUUGACUGAGUGAGAUCUGCAGGUUCUUCCUGCUCUGCGCGGCUAUGUCUCACAUCGUUGAGUUAUCUCUCUUUAUUGCAUUGUUGCGCCAUGCAUCUAGCAGUCCUAGCAGUUGAGCAGUAUACAUGGACACUGGUUGAUCCGUUUUACGCGCCGUGUCCACUCAUCAUAUCCCAGAAAUCAUUCCCCAGACGCACACAGGCACAUGGGUUCUAUUUAAUUUUUUUUUUUUUUACUUGUACAUUACAACAGGUUUGGUCAAAAUUCCUUCUAGUUCUCCAUCAGUAUCACUGAUCAACGGAUGUUUCCUAUCGGUUCCUUUCCCUAACAGCAUACAACACAUGUCUCUUGCUUUCUCGGCAUCACAUGUCUAAUUUUUUUAAUUACUCAGUAGUCAUUACGGUUUACCGGUACAAUAAUUUACAACUGCACGGUUGCGCAGAGUAGCUAACAGCCUUCCUGCCGAAAGGUGUAAGUUAUGCCUUUUGCUUGCUUUUGCCCGGCCUGAUGCUUCCCUUUGUUUUAUUGGUUUUUUUAUGUGGUUUCAUUGUUUAGCUGUUGUAUCGUUUAUGUCAAGUUUGGCAUCAGAUGUAGACGUGGGACCAGUCUAAAAAAGCAUCCCGUUGAUUUUAAAUUGAUUUCCAUGUUAUCUGCAUAA
Molecule: messenger RNA, 3193 nt
Organism: Sycon ciliatum
Lineage: Eukaryota; Metazoa; Porifera; Calcarea; Leucosolenida; Sycettidae
Product: anillin-like
Exons: 12
Coding region: 103-2487 (794 amino acids)
Biological process (GO): actomyosin contractile ring assembly; septin ring organization; mitotic cytokinesis
Cellular component (GO): actomyosin contractile ring
Source: RefSeq, a predicted model, not a curated record